AUGGAAUGGCUUAACAAGUUUAAUGCCAUGGAUUCAAGGCUCGAUAAGAACUUCAGGGAGCUGGAUGAUUUCUUUGACAAGUUAAUACAGGAGCAUCACGAUCCCCAGAGAAUUAAACCCGACCACGAUGAUCCUGUUGAUGUAUUGCUCCGAAUCCAGGGAGAUGCAGCCCAAGCAAUCAGAGGGUUCCAAAUUCGGGUCAAAACAAGAGCUUCAAUUGCUACUGACCCUACAUUCUGGGAAAAGCGAAAUGACUUCAAGCCAGAAAGAUUCUUGAAUAGCUCUGUGGAUUCCAGAGGGCAAAAUUUUGAGCUGAUCCGGUACGGGACAGGGAGGAGUUGUCCUGGAAUUGAUUUUUCUGUCCCAGUCAUUGAGCUUGCCGUUGCUAAUCUUCUGGCUCUAUUUAAUUGGUCACUUCGUGAAGGAAUAUUUACUGAAGAUUUAGAUAUAGAAGAAGCAUUGGGACUCACAGUGCACAAGAAAAGUCAAGUGAAGUAA
Molecule: messenger RNA, 498 nt
Organism: Coffea eugenioides
Lineage: Eukaryota; Viridiplantae; Streptophyta; Magnoliopsida; Gentianales; Rubiaceae
Product: cytochrome P450 71A9-like
Exons: 2
Coding region: 1-498 (165 amino acids)
Molecular function (GO): iron ion binding; monooxygenase activity; oxidoreductase activity, acting on paired donors, with incorporation or reduction of molecular oxygen
Source: RefSeq, a predicted model, not a curated record